GGUAUAGUUUUUAUCUCUUUCGCGUCUGUAUCGACUCUCUCUUGAGUGUCUCUAAUGUGACAUGGCGUCCAUCAAGAUAUAUCACGGCCUCCUGUAAAACUGUUUUAAUGACAGUGGGCUUUUAUUGCAUUUUAUUUCAGAGGCCGUAAUAAAUAGUACAUUUGCAUUGAUGGUAAUGCAUGCAAGGAAACCUCAGCGAAUAAGCGAUGGGUACUUUGAGAAGCACCAGACCCAUCCGUAUCAGAAGUACAAUUCCAAGAGAACUGUUAAUGACUACAGUACUUCUGACAACCGCUACACACCACUUAGAUCCCCCAAUGGCAAUGUCUCGGGACAUGGGCAUGGUGCCCAUGCAGGUCACACAGGCCACUCCGGUCAUGGUCACCACCACUACAGUCACAUGGCUGAAGAAAGAGAAUAUAUCACACACACAUCAAGAAACUCCUAUAUCCAGAAAGGUUCCGAAAAGGAGAGAGAUAGAGACUACAAAUCCUCUAGAAAUAAGUAUACAGAUGUCCGAUCCCCGAAGGAGAAACGUAUCAAAGACAGUGAGAGGGAGAAAAAUAACCAUGAAAGAUGUGAAUCGGAGAAAAAAAGUAGGACUAGUGGCUUGAAUAGUAGUGUUAAUAGAAGUAGUAAAUAUGACAAGAGAAGUGCACCAUGCUCAUCAAGCGUGCCUGCAGGAAGUGAAUGGUCAGAACAUAUUAGUUCAUCAGGAAAGAAGUAUUAUUAUAAUUGUAUCAGUGAAGUGUCACAGUGGGAGAAACCUAGGGAAUGGGAAACAAGAAGAACAUCAUCCAAAGAAACAUAUACAACAAGAAACAAUCGUGAGCGCGAUAAAAGAUCGAGUUCUAGAUCAGGGCGGAGAGAAACUGAGAAGUCAAAUAAGCGGACGAACAGUACGUCGGAAAGAUAUUGGAGCGGCGGAAGGGAAGAGGACAGUCACGAGAGAACGAGGCAGAAGCAUGCGACGUCGCAACACGACGGCAAGGAUGGACAAACAUUACAAGAUAUGGACAUAUCUCCGGAUCGGAGUACGCCUCUGUCGGAGAACUCGUACGGCGCAAGGGAGAGCGCGGGCCGCAGCGAUGGCAACGCGGUGCCGCCCGUCGUCGUGCUCGAUAACUCCAAUCAACAGAGUGGCUCAUUAUUGGCUGCGGCGUUACCGCGUAUCGUGGGCACGGUGCUGCCGAACGUGCCGGUAGCGUCGAGCGCGGUGGUGGUCGCGUCCAACAACGGCGGCUCGCCCGGCAGCGGGGGCGACACGCCGCACCGGGAUGCAGGCCCGCCGACACCGACGCACUCGGAGAACAUCGACCCGCACGCGCCGCCUAUACAUCUCGAUAACGCGCUGCCUAGGAAAAUGGAAUGCCUCGGCAGCUAUUCGUCUGUUGUUGGUGGGUCGUUGCAGCACGGGCCGCCGAUGCUGACACCGUCGCUUGUAAACUACGUGCGGUCGGAUCUCACCGCUCAUGUAACCGGCUGGGCUGCUGACAUACUUGAGAAACAGGCCAAUAAAUUUACCGAAGAAGCAUAUCAGCUAGGCUGUCUGCAGUGCACGCGGGUGUCGGCCGAGCUAAAGUGCUCGCGGUCCGUCGUGCGCCACACUGAAAUACAAGCCACACUGCAAGAACAAAAAAUAAUGUACCUACGUCAACAAAUCUCCCGGCUGGAGGAGCUGAAGUCGCAGAAUUCUUUCAUGUCGGAAGACUAGGGUCCGCGGUGGGGGGCUCCCCCGGCGCCUCCCACCCGCCUCUUCCUUACAUCACCACUCUCGCCCCGAGAAGACGACGCAUAUUAUCCAUUCCGUUAUUUUUCUAUGUAAUGUAGAUCAAAUGACUACUAAUUGUGUUGUGUGAUUCGAUGUUAAAUAAUAAGCAAUCGUUCUCGUGAUCAUACGCCGGGGUUGGUCAAUUGAAACAGUGCGAUUUCUUCUUAGCUAGGCGAUUACCACAGAUUCAAUUAAAUAAUUCGCUCCGUAAUGAAUUUAAGACAAUUUUCAAGGAAUAAUUUAAUCAAAAGUGGAUAUCUUUUAAGUAGGUAGGUUAAGUAGUGCAUACGUUAUUUGAAAAGUGAUCAGUGCACAAUAUGGGCGUUAUAACUUCAAUUUAAUGAAACAGGAUACGCAGUGUUGAUAUAAUUAGUAGAGAAAGGAAUGUGUUUAAGCAGAGCGCGAAAAUAAUUUUAUAAGCUUUCUAUAUGUACUAGACAGUUUCAUUGACUUUCAUCUUCUGUGAAAUGUAAGGGUGCAGUGUUUUGUAACGUGUUUAUUGUAAAGGUUUAAAUUAUUUAAAAGAUACAGUCGUAGAAAAUUAUCGGUUUUUGUAAUGAAUGUAUUAAUGAUGCGACCGCGCGAUUUACACAGCGCGCAACAUGCGCCUGCUGUUUGUUUUUGACCAAUCAAUGUAUAAACUUUGUAAAAACAAGUAUUUUGUAAUAAUUAUUAUUAAGUAACCAGAACUUCUUGUAGCUUAUGUUAGUUGAUUUUAGUGAAAAAAUCAUAUAAGUCUCAUAAGUCACAUCACAUCUAGCUACCUGCAAUCAUUAUUCUACUUGAACCGGUUCGAUUUUCCAAUGUCUUAUAGAAUACUUAUAAUAGAAUAUCAAUACAAUUACAUUUCUCAUUAACUAGUCGGUUAACUGAAAGUUAUUUUCAAAAUCAUCUUCCAUGUCGAGUUUCGUGUAAUAUUUUGCUUGUGUUACAAAAAAAACUCUUCCAGUAGUAAUGCUCGAGCUAUAAUCAUAUUUUUAAGUCUGAAAAUUAUAUAAAUACUGCUUAUACUAGUAAUCAGUGUUUGUAUGAUGCCGUUGAACUAUAAAGUAUUUAUAAAAAAUAUUGUGAAGCCGUACCUUAAUAAUAUUAUUUAUAUUAAAAUGAAAAUUGUGUGAUUCCAAGUAGAAUAUAGUGUUAUGACGUUAAAAAUUUUGUAUUAGUUAUUUUGUUUUCUGUGAAUGUGAUGUAAAUGUGAAUUCAAACAGAAAACUCAGCUUAGAUAAUAGUAAAGUAGCAAUAGUUCACUAAAGGACUAUUUGCGUAAAAAUACGAGUAAAAUGUGUUCAUAACGAAACCCUUAGAUACUUCAAUCAUUUGACAAAGUCAUUUUGACAUUUAAUAUUGACUGCAGAGCAAAAUCCAAUUUUGAUAAUAAACAAAAUGAUCAUUAAUGUAAUUUGUACCUAAAUAUUAUUAAUAAAUGUAUGGAAUUAAUUACUGCAAAAUAAUUGCAAUUAACAAACAUUUAUCACCUUGACAAAAAAUACUACCUCGCAGUUUCUUAAUUUGUAAACAGUAACAAAGCUAGUGGCUAGAUGUGGUAUGGCCGUAAUUGAUACCGAUCACAAGAUACGCGCCGGCGAUCGGAGCGCUAGCUUCGGAUAGUAGCCACGGGGCGCCACUAACAAUAGCGAUAGGUAGGUAAAAGAACUCCGGUCUAGGUCUUUUUAUUUUUCUAAUAUAGGGAUAUAAUAAAUCAAUUGUACGGCUGAAUUGACAUCAAUCCAUGUAAUAUAAUGUCAGAUUAACGGAAGUACUGUGAUACUCAUUCACGUUCACACGUAAUGAUAGCGAAUAAUUGUACUAUGUAAAUAUGUCUUUCUGGAGCAGUGCCUGUAGAGUUAGGUGCUCGCUGUGUUUAUAGAUCUAUAUUUAUAUAAGAAGCCGUGCGGGGCCCGGGGGAGUUCGCUCCGGUGAGGGCUUGGGUCGCCCUAGUCCCGCGGCGGCUCCAUUCACAGCUCGCCUAUCUCAACGUUUCCUUUUCAUAACAUCGUGACAUUUGUUUUCUGAUAUUGUUCGAAAUACAAAGAUUUAACCAGUUUAAAUAAAUCAGUUUCA
Vanessa atalanta (red admiral) is the source of this 3832-nucleotide messenger RNA. RefSeq names its product WW domain-containing adapter protein with coiled-coil homolog (gene wcy). Gene Ontology annotation, molecular function: RNA polymerase II complex binding; chromatin binding. Gene Ontology annotation, cellular component: nucleus. NCBI's taxonomy places the organism in Eukaryota, Metazoa, Arthropoda, Insecta, Lepidoptera, Nymphalidae. The coding region runs from base 170 to 1714 and encodes 514 amino acids. Gene Ontology annotation, biological process: positive regulation of TORC1 signaling; regulation of autophagy. The record is from RefSeq and is a predicted model, not a curated record. The transcript is spliced from 10 exons.